Messenger RNA from Coniophora puteana RWD-64-598 SS2, 685 nucleotides. RefSeq lists its product as uncharacterized. The transcript has a single exon. The record is from RefSeq and is a predicted model, not a curated record. Lineage: Eukaryota; Fungi; Basidiomycota; Agaricomycetes; Boletales; Coniophoraceae. The coding region runs from base 43 to 537 and encodes 164 amino acids.
AGAUCCUGCGUCGCGGUUAUCUGUCCACAGCCCUCGUACUCGAUGUUCUCCGCGCUAUCCCGCUGGAGGCCAUCACCUUCCUCAGCAUCUACGAUCUCAACCUUCAUUCCGAUCAGUGGAAGGAACUAUGACCCACGGUGCCCACUUUACGCGUUCUUCGCGGCAGGAGGCGUGUACCUCACCAUGCGGCCUCUCAUUCUCUCCAUCACCCCCACCGUGCCGCUUGACGCUUCCCCGGCUUCAUCGGAACUUGAGCUUGAAAGCCAUUUGCUGCUCCCCAACCUUGAAGAGCUGCAAAUCCACCACACUCGCGACUUUCGCCCGUCCGAGAACGAAGUCUCCCGGUAUACGCAGCUACGCGAGUGCCUCAGGCAACGAGACGCCGCUGGCACGCGCUUGCGUCUGCUGAAGGUCGAGGAAGGGACGUCUAACUUCCACAUGAACACGGAGCAAAACGUUGAGGAGAUGGGGCGAGAUCGCUCAGUGGAUGAGGUUGUUUGGAUUUGGCCAUAUAAGAAGGAGCCCGUGUCCGCGUAGAGCUUCGUAGCUUCGUCGAAGGCCAAAUUUGGCGGUGGGAAGCGAACAUUUAACACUUAUAAGAGCAUGGUAUGUGGAGCUCGGACUUCGAGCAGUAAUUGUGUAGUGUAGCGGAUGGGAUAUGUAAAUGCCUGAAACCAUCAUCGAC